Molecule: messenger RNA, 18145 nt
Organism: Lymnaea stagnalis (great pond snail)
Lineage: Eukaryota; Metazoa; Mollusca; Gastropoda; Lymnaeidae
Source: the annotation of a GenBank genome assembly
ACUGCAUGGUCCCCUGUGUAUACACCAUCGUAAACUAUGUGUUCUGGUGAGAAUUUAAAUGAAAUUCAUUCUGUUAAGAUCACUUGAGGACCUCACUAUUAUAAAAAAAAAAAGUUAACUUCAUAACGUGCGAAUUGUACGGGAUAGAACAAACGAUGAAUCUUCUCGCUGCUUGGAUCAGAAAAGGUGUGACGAAAAUCUAAAAUACUCGAUUUGUUUAGGGAAAUUCUUUUUCAUACGUCUGAAUUUUUCAGACGCCUUAAACUCGUGGACCGCUGAAAUGUGAGAACUAUUUUGGGGACCACGAAGACAAAAAAAAUAUUAAAAAAUGAAGCCGUUUACUUUCAGUAAAAUAAACAAAUCUCAUUAUCAGUGUAAUGUAAACAGUAAACCAGACUUUUGUUAUAACUUAUACAUGGAUAAAAACAUAUUAUAUUUUAUCAUAUUUAAAUUGAUUCGAUUUCCAAAAAAUAAUUGGGGAGGGGGGGAUCCCUAACAUUACUUUGAAGAAUCCUAGCGUCACAGAGUCACAUUAGCUCAUUCUUUUCUAACAAGAAAAUAGGACCCGAUAAUACUGGGAUAAUAAUGGUAAGGACGUUGCAAUUCUUUGUACCUGAGAAAACUUAGCAUACUUCUUUUAAUCUGCUAUAUAAUACAUUAUACUCAUCCUAUCUCUUUUCACGCCCCUGUAUUACACAUUUUUUCCUCUAAAAAAAUUGUAAAAGCACGACCUUAAAUUUACAAGGCAAACUCUACAUUUCAUUUUAAAUAUCUUGUGCACUUACGAACUUCCAGACGUUGGUAUCUGCAUUAAAAAUGUAACCAAACUUUUGUGUUGGCUUUCUUCCAAGGCUGUAAGAUCGACACAAAUAUUGAUUUUCAAACCUCAAAGGAGAAUCUCUUAACCCAUUGUCACGGCUGUAACAGACUCGGGGGUUCCCUUUUAAACUAAUAUUCAUAAAAAGUUGUACCCACUUAACUUUUCGCAAAGUGAAAAAAAACAACAAACUAUUUGUUUCAUAUUUUGAAAGAAAAUAUCAACACGUCUUUGUUGACGCUCAUGAACUGUAAAGGAAUAUAUAUAUAACUGUAUUUUUAAGAUUCAAUUUUAACGUGUCCGAAAUUUUUUGGUUUUGAUAUGUUGAUUUAAGGCAGGGUUAUACUUAUGUCAAAGUACAUAGGUCUUUCGACGCUAUUGAAGUAUUUUUCCGUUAUUGGAACCAACAUGUAUUUAUUUGAUAAAAGGGAAGGCAACACUUCUUUUUCCACGACUGUAAUUUCACAGGAUGGUGUCCCCUACGCAAAACAACAAACCCCCCCCCCNUGAUAUUUAGUGUAAAAAAUAGCAUAAAGUACUCAAAUGGGGUGCUUAUGCCUUAUUUAACUCCUAUAGUCUAUAGUCCCAGAUCCCUUUUAGCGCAUUGUUAUAUUUCCACUUAAAAUAUAGUUCUACGCUUUGUUCCGUUCAUUGAAAGAUGAUGGUUAUCAAGUUUAACAUUUAAAAAUACAACAGAGUUCAAUUCGGGAACAUAAGUGGGUUUUUGAGAUAUAGAUAUCAAAAUGAACCGAUUGCUACUCCAUACAGAUUGCCACUCCGCACGGUUUGUUCUCAAUGGAAUAAGGGGAUUACUCAGUCGUAAUGGGCUAUGAAUUUUCGUUGUACUUAAUGUCUUAAAAAACAUUCUCUUAUUUUUUAAAAUAUUUUUAAACGUUAUAUUUUUUAUUAUGUUAUAAAUUUGAUAAGAGUACAUUUUUGCCCAUUAAGAUGUAAGUAAAACCUUGUUACAUUUUACACACACACAAAUCUGAGAUUGGUAAAAAGCAAUCAAUUAAAUUUAAUAUAUUUUUUUUAUUUUUUUUAAAGUGGAAAAUACAUUAUCAGUUUUGUCACACGUGGUUAUUAAAUAAACAAAAAUAAUAAAGUUUGCGAUUGGCGAGUUUAAAUAAUUAAGUUCUUAUAGGAUAAUUCUAAUUUUUGUUUCAUUGUGUUGAAGCAAACAGUUUAAUUUGAUAUCAGUUGAAGUCAUUUUAUCAUUCAAUAUAAAUUGUAAUCUAAUGUCCCAAUCCUAACAAAGCAAUAAUAAAUAACAGAUGCUCGGGCAUUCCAGAUAAAUGGGAUUAUAAAUCAAUAACGGAAAUACAAAGAGGAAAAUUAUUUGAUUGUACCGUAACCUUGACAUUCAAAAUAGUUGGGGGUUUUAAAAUGUAAUAUAGUAAAUGAAUUUCUAAUUUAUAAUAAAAUAGGGGCUAUUAGAAUAGCAACAUCAUACCCGAAACUGUUGCAAAAAUGCCAGUACACGGAUGCAGCAAUGAAACAUUACCAGAACCAGAACCGUUACAUGUACUCAAAAAUAUAGAUUUAUUUUAUUUUUAUAAUUUUUAAAUUGAUUCGCUUUUCGUAAAAUAAUAAAAAAUUCCAAUCAUUGUUUUUUUAAGAUUCUGAAGAUAUUUAAAUCAAUUCGUUUUUAUAAAAAAAAAAGAUUUAUAUGGUCAGCCCCUAGCUGCCUAGCUCAAUCUUUAUAUAAUAUAUAUAUAAAAAAAAAAGAUUUAUAUUGACAGCCCCUAGCUGUCUAGCUCUAUCUUUAUAUAAUAUAUAUAUAUAUAUAUAUAUAUAUAUAUAUAUAUAUAUAUAUAUAUAUAUAUAUAUAUUACCGUAGACCUUAAAGUUGUUUUCUAUCGUGCGCCAUGGACAUUGUUCUUACCAAAGCCAGUGACCAGGGAUUAGCAAUUUUAUCCCCUAAAUAAGUGGCCGGAAUCGACAUCAUCCAUCAAAUAUUAAAACUGUAGUUUAACUGGGAGCUUCUUGGCACAGGGGUCACUUUAUCCAGAAUGAGGCCCCCAUCCUGCUGACGCCUGACUCAAAGAGCUGGCUUCUUUUAAAACCACAUGUGUUUCAUUACUUGCGUAGGCAUGGAAAAGUCAUACAUUUUUAUUGAUAACAGUCAUGUAUCAUGGGCGCUUCAAAACAUCUUGAGUAAUUAACAUUGGUAAACGAAAUAGAAAUUGCCACUAAAUAAUGCAAAGUUGAGUUUUUAUGGCUUUUAAAUUAAAAUUAUGUGAUCUCCCCUUUGUUUAGUAAAUGGUUUCCUUUACGUUUUGGGAAAACUCGUCACAUAUGGUCAAACUUGUUUACCUCAGUCCAUGAAAAUUUGAAAAAUAUGUGACAAGAGUGUGAAAAAGCACAACGUAAAAAGAAAAGAAAAAAAAAAAAAAGCCAUUGACCGAUAAUGAAUGCGACAUAUCUUGCAGGUGUAUGUGCGACGCUAUGCCGUGGCCUGGUCCUGAUGCUAGUGGCGCUACUUCUGUUCCUACUUUGGGUGUGGCACUCGCAUGCGGUAUCAGUAAGUCUCAGCAUGCCUCCAAGUGAGUGAAUAGAUUAGAGAAUGCUCGUGUUAAAUCGUGGUUAACGGAAAUUUGUACGAAACCAAUUUCUGGUUGAAUGAAAGUUGCUCUAUCGGAAAUUCGUUCUCGUGUAACUUUUCCAAAAGGUUUAAAAACCGUAAUGCAGUCAUUCAGUUAUCAACAAACUGCGUACACAUAAAAACACAACAAUAAGAAGAAGAAAUCUAUGAAAAACUUUAGGUACAUUUUGCAACCAUUGCUAAGUUUUUAUUUAUACCACAUCGGAUCGAGACGUUGCCGUUUAAAACUAAUCAAAACAAAUCUCCACUAAACAAACCAGUUCGAUGAAACACAAUUUCUUCAUUCAAAUUCGUUUUCUAAAAAUUGGUUUCGUAAAAAUUGUUAUUUUUUUUUUACAAACUGGUUUUCUACCAAUUGGAUUUCUACAAAGUGGUUUCCGACAAAUUACAAAUUGAUUUUCUACAAAUUACAAAAUGGUUUCCAAUAAAUUUUUAAAAAAUGGUUUUCUACAAAUUAAAAAGUGUUCCCAGCAAAUUAUAAAUUGGUUUUAUACAAAGUACAAAUUGGUUUUAUAUAAAGUACAAAUUGGUUUUAUACAAAGUACAAAUUGGUUUUAUACAAAGUACAAAUUGGUUUUAUACAAAGUACAAAUUGGUUUUAUACAAAGUACAAAUUGGUUUUAUAUAAAGUACAAAUUGGUUUUAUACAAAGUACAAAUUGGUUUUAUACAAAGUACAAAUUGGUUUUAUACAAAGUACAAAUUGGUUUUAUACAAAGUACAAAUUGGUUUUAUAUAAAGUACAAAUUAGUUUUAUACAAAGUACAAAUUGGUUUUAUACAAAGUACAAAUUGGUUUUAUACAAAGUACAAAUUGGUUUUAUACAAAGUACAAAUUGGUUUUAUACAAAGUACAAAUUGGUUUUAUACAAAGUACAAAUUGGUUUUCAAUAAAUUCGAUUUCUAAAUAUUACAAAUUGGUCUCAUACAAAUUUGUUUUCUACAAAUUGGUUCCUUUAAAUUGGUUUUCUACAAAACGGUUUCCUACAAAUUGUUUCUCGUUAGUUUCCGGACACAGUUUACUGGUUCUAUCCGUCUGAUUAAACGUAGUGAAAAACUCAUAGUUUUUUUCUUUAUUUUUUUUUGUUUAUAUAUAUAUAUUUAUUAUGUGUAUAUGUUAUUUUUAAAAAAGUUUUCAUAACGAAUAAGAUACAUUAAAAUCAGUAACAAUCGAAAACAAAUACGUUAGCAGUGUUUCUUCAGAAAAUCUGCUCCGGGGUGGAAGGUGGACAGGAGGUCUGCAGUCAGAUUGUCGUGUGGUCAGGGCCUUAGGGAGGGUUUUGGGGGCAAUCUGCCCCGGUCGGCCCAUUCUCCGUUUUUUAUUGAAGGUGGCAUGUUCUGCAGAUAUUAGCACGCUCUUGGUGGCUCCAACCCUGGCUACACCAGUUGGGCGCGCAUCUGCAAAAUAUCAGCAAAAUUGGGCGUAAUUCGGGUGACCGGGGUGGGAAUACCUUCGCCCCCCCCCCCUUCUGUCGCCCAACAUAAGCUAAAUUCGUUACAGCUGUGGCGCCCCAGCUUAGAUGCAUCCCUGGAACUUAUAAUCAGUUGAAGGAAAGUUAGGAUAUUUGUCAGGUCCAGAAAAUCGUCAAAUUACUUUUUUUUUUUUAAAUCAGUCGUGCGUUUGGUUUUUUCUUUUUUUUUUAAAAUAUUAAUAUGGUGCCGAUACUGUCAUUUUUAACGAAUGGUAGAGACAGACAUAGAGGGCCCCAAUGGGUCCAUACAUAGAGGGCCCCAAUGGGUCCAGACAAAGAGGGCUCCAAUAGGUCCAGACAUAGAGGGCCCCAAUGGGUCCAGACAAAGAGGGCUCCAAUAGGUCCAGACAUAGAGGGCCCCAAUGGGUCCAGACAUAGAGGGCCCUAAAUGGGUCCAGACAUAGAGGGCCCCAAAUGGGUCCAGACAUAGAGGGCCCAAAAUGGGUCCAGACAUAGGGGGGCCCAAAUGAGUUCAUACAUAGAGGGCCCCAAUGGGUCCAGACAUAGGCGGCCCAAAUGGGUCCAGAUAUAGGGGGCCCCAAUGGGACCAGAGCGAAAAAGGUGGCCGUCACAGAAAAAGUCUAGUAUAAUAAUUGCCUCUCCUAAACAUUUAUAGAUUUUUACCAGAAACAAAAAUAUACAAUACGGCUUUGUAGAAUAGAUCGAUGUGCCUUUAAUGACCAUUCUGAAUAAAGUGUAUACGAAUGACAAGAUAUUAUAUUAAUAGUUAUACUUCUAAAGCAGGGCUGAACACAUCAAAAUGUAAGGCGGACCCUUAAACGCCAUGACAAACUUGUGCGGGCCGAAAGCAGACAAACGGUGGGGGGAAAGCUAUUAGUAAAAAGAUAAUAAAAAAAUAAUAUUUCGUUAAUUGGCGGGCCGCAAAGCGGGUGCUGGGAGACCGCAUGGGCCCACGGGCCGUAUGUUGUGCAGGCCUGUUCUAAAUUCUAAAGCAUUAUGAGCAAUUAACAUGUCGCCCUAAUUUAAAAGUAGAUGCUGCGCCCCCCCCCCCCAGAGCUCGCUAAAAUAUGCACCGAUUUGAGGUUACUUGUCCUUUUAACGUGAUAAAUUAUUGGUCAUGUUAACAUGGGGGUGGUAAGGGUGUGGUGGGAGACCGCAUGGGGCCACGGGCCGUAUGUUGUGCAGGCCUGUUCUAAAUUCUAAAGCAUUAUGAGCAAUUAACAUGUCGCCCUAAUUUAAAAGUAGAUGCUGCGCCCCCCCCCCCCCAGAGCUCGCUAAAAUAUGCACCGAUUUGAGGUUACUUGUCCUUUUAACGUGAUAAAUUAUUGGUCAUGUUAACAUGGGGGUGGAGGUGUUUUUGAUCAUGUUAGACUUGGGGGAAGGGGGGAAUAUUGUCAUGUUAACGGGAGGGCUUAUGUGUCACGUUAUCAUUUGGUCAUGUUAACCCGAGUUGUCAUGGGUCGUGUUAACCUGCGCGGUUACUGGUCAUCUUGACCCGAGAGGUUAAAGGUCGUGUUCAAUGUGUGGCCAUGUUAACAUGAGAUGGUUAUUGGUCAAGUCAACUUUAAAGUAAGUGUCGGGUUUGUUUAGUUCACCCUCCGUUAUCUUCCAGCAGUGUUUCCUAAAUGCCGGGUCGCUACCCGGUACCGGGCCACCAAAGCAAACAUACAGCGAGGCCAAACACUUUAAAAAAAAAAAAAAAAAAAAAAACAUCAUUAGGUAUUUUUUUUUGCAUUUGUCCUUGUUCCCAACAAACCCUAACAUAGUGCCCCCAUACAAUAAGUAGAUCGUUGAGGUAGAUAGUAAGGGCUGAGGCUAAGAAAUCCUACACAAGAAUAAAUUGAUCAUCUUUUUUGUUCUCAAAACCUGACGUUUCUUAAUAUAAACAAUUAUAUAAAUAAUAAAAAAAAGUUUUAAACGAUGACGUUUGGGAGUGUUGAUAGUUUAUACAUGCAUCGCCCAGUUGUCUGCUUGAUUUUAAAACAUAAUGGUGCAAGAGUAAAUGUUUUUUUUUUUCUAAAUUGAAAUGUAUAAAAACAGUCUGGACAUUCCAGUCUGCUUUAUGGGGUUUUUUUUAUUAAUGGCACCCGUCGGUCACAAUCCCUGGGGUUUUCUUUCUUUAGAUCUAUAAACUGGUUCCCUAGACAGCUAAUAGGCUCUCUCCACGCACCAGGAUUGCUCCAAGGGAACAUCAAAUGUGGAUUAUACAGCUGGGAACCAGUGGUGUCGCUGGAGUUGUCGGAAAUGGGAUUUUUUGUUAAUGUAUCCGCUUACUGGACUAAUUCUAAGCGUUCUUCACGGUUUCUCGACCAUCCAGGGGGGGGGGGGGGGGGGUUGGUGUUGUUUCUGUCUUGCUUAACCUUAUGGUCUUUGGUGGGGAUCGAGCUCCGGACCAAAACCUUAUCUUGGGAUUCGGGAUUGACUCUUGCGCCAAUCGACCACCCAGCCACACAUACAACCGAUAAGCGGGAAUUGAAAUAAUCAAAACUUGAGUUGGUCAAGAAGAAGAAAUAUAAAAAAAUAACCAGGCCACGAAAAUGAAUGUUUAGGAAACUCUGCUUUAGAGUAUGAAAAACAGAGGGUAGUUGUGAGUGGGUUGUCUCCACAUUAAACACAAUUACAGUUCCAGCAAACUAUUUAAUUUACUUUUCCUCCUUGGCUCUUUCCUCCCCCCCCUUUUCCCUCCUCUCCCACCCCUUUUCUCAUACGUCGGUGGUUGUUGUAAAAGGAGACUCCGAGACGCCAGAAAGAAACGUCACGUCUACACAGAGAUCGUCCCACGACUUGUUGAGAUAUCCGUUAGAUUUCGAGGAGCUGAGUGGUCAGCUAGAGCAGUUGCUCUUAAGGUCAAGUGACGUGACCAACGGUAACUUCACCAGCCCGUGUCGUCCCGACGGAGACAGAUUGGGUAAGAUAUACCUUUGAGUGUUCGUGUGUGUCCACUGGUGAUCAUGGUCAAAAGCUGCUGUUCAAGUUACAGAUCUCAGUUACGUCUUAGUGUUAAGAUUUUAGCUCUGGGGAGCAUUCAACGCAACUUAUCUAUAUAUAGAUUUCUAUAUAUAGAUAUGCAUUGUAAUUUUUAAAGUUCAUUCAGUCAGUCAAUCGUUCCUGCCAUUCAGUAAUAUUUAAAAAGUAACAAGGUCCUCAAACUCCCUUCAGCUUGCAGGUCCAACUGUUCAAGACCUUUGAACGCUUCGCCCAAACUCAGGUUAUGGGAUCUGGCGACAUCCGCCAAACUGACCCUCUCCGAUGAACAGGUGGACGCCAUCCUGGCCCUGACCGAGACGCUGCCGACCAGUGACUACAUCAUCUUAUCUGCGAGUUCACACGACCACUACCAGGAGAUGCAGUCGAUGUUUUACAACCUGCACACCGUCUUCAUCCCUCAGUCAGAGAAUGUCAGCCUCGUCCUCUUCGACAUCGGCCUGACAGAGGAGCAAAGAAAAAUGGUGAGCCUAGUAUUUUGAGACAUACCACUCUGCACCAGAGGCGUAGCGGGGGGGGGCAAAGGGGACAGAUUCCCGGGCGCCAGCUAGUUAGGGGCGCCAAAAUGUGUUUGGAUAUUAUAUUAUUGAUAAAAAUAAUGGGUUUGAGAGUUGAAAAAUAGAAAAGGGGGCGCUUUAAAAUGGAUCUUGUCCCCAGGCGCGAAUCUUGUACCCCGGGCGCCAAACACCUUCGCUACGCCUCUGCUCUGCGCCCGUUUGAUCAAGGAUGUGGCGACUAGGCCGUGCACAAAUCCUUUUGGAUUCCAAAUUAGUGAGUAUUUGAGUUCAGACAUGAUGGGCAGUAGGGUAGUUUGUUGCAAGUAGGUCUCUCAUAGGAAGACAAAAUAUUCAUAGUUAAGGACAGUUCUUCGCUCAAACGUAAGUGAUCAAGUGAACCGACAGGGCGACCAUGUUUGAUCUUAAAUGCAGACCAUAUUUGAUCCUAUAGGUGGACCAUGUUUCAUUCUAAUGUGGACCAUGUUUGAUCUUAUAGGCUGACCAUGUUUUAUCUGAUAGGUUGACCAUGUUUGAUCCUAUAGGCUGACCAUAUUUGAUCCUAUAGGCUGACCAUGUUUGAUCUUAUAUGGUGACCAUGUUUGAUAUUAUAUGCUGACCAUAUUUGAUCCUAUAGGCUGACCGUGUUUGAUCUUAAAUGCCGACCAUGUUUCAUCUGAUAGGCUGACCAUGUUUGAUUUGAAAGGGGGAACACAUUUGAAAGAAAAAGCUGUCCUGUUUAUUUAUUCUUUCAAAAUAUCGCCAUUCAUAUAAUAUGAUUUCACGUUACAUGGUUAUAUCUAUUUAAUCUGCAGUAAGAUUUGACUCGUUCAAUAAAAAAUACAUCACAAAGGACAGGAAUGAAUAUUCAAAGGAAAAAAAAAAACAGUCGCACAGCUUGUGAUAAUAACAUUAAUCAAUCUCCAUGAACUAUUCAGUGGAUUAAAAAUAAAAAUUCAAAUAAACAGAAAUAAAAACCAUAGUAACUUACAACACAAGAAGAGAAAAAGUCUAAUACUAGAAAGGUGCAAAUAUAAAUCCCAUACACACGGUGAAAAUGUGAAAGAUGUCUUUGUCUUGUUUCCUUGGUAAGUCUCAUUAAAAAAAAGUCUCAGCCGGUAACAGUCGACCACAGUCUUCAUGGUGUGGGACGGUCUAGACCAGGGGUGGUCAGACCUGUAGUGACUGAGACUGAGAGCCAUUUUUUAAAAUUAAAAAAAAAAUUGUUGAGAGCCGCAUUGAGGCACUGUGGGUCACGACCCCACAUUGAGGCACUGUGGGUCACGACCCCACAUUGAGGCACUGUGGGUCACGACCCCACAUUGAGGCACUGUGGGUCACGACCCCACAUUGAGGCACUGUGGGUCACGACCCCACUCGCAAUGAAAAAUUCCUUUUGUGAUUUAUUUAUAAAAAUUACUUUUUAUUCGAAUUUAAUGAUUUGAACAGUUCGAUUGUUUUAACCCUAACCGUAUGUUGAAGAAAUAUAUGCGUUACAGUUACACAAUUGAAGAAAUAUAUGCGUUACAGUUACACAAUUAACAAAUAUUUAAAUAUGUAAAAUUGAUGAAUAGAAACACAUUGCAUAUCUACUCAUAAUUAUAGUGAACAUUAAUUGUUAUGAUUCUGCUGAGAAGCCUUUGAACGGGCAAGUUUCUUUAAAUCUGGUUGGUAGCUAUAGUAGUUGUGGUGCGAAGAAGUUCUGUCAGAUGCUGGUUACUAGUUACUGCUCGAUGCUUUCAUUUUAUGAACUUCAUUGUGAAGUACAAAGAUUCACAGCAGUAGGUUGUGCCGAAAAUGUAUAUAAGUCGGCAACUAGCUUUCUUAAGUUGAGGAUAUUUUACUUCUGGCACGAGACAUUUUUUUUAAACUUUCAUUUAUUUUUUAUAUUAUAAAUUUCAAACGAAAAGUUUUAAUUUCAUAAAUUGUUCACGAGCCGCAAUGUGAACACAGAAGAGCCCCAUGUGGCUCGCGAGCCGCGGUUUGGCCACCCUUGGUCUAGAAAUUCAGUCACGAGAAAGUAUUUCUCCUCUCUAUGUUUAAUAAUGUGGAACCAUUCUGGAAAUCUAAACAAACGUUCCCCAUCGAUGGCGGUGGGAUGAAGGAGAUGGAGGGUUAAAGGGUAACGUGAGAAACAUGAAUAAAGGAGGAUGAGAGUGUGCGUGCCACGGCUCAAUAUGAACCAAAAAAAAAAAAAACUAGGUCAACACACAGACUAAAAAUAUCACGCGAGCCGCGGUUUGGCCACCCUUGGUCUAGAAAUUCAGUUGCAAGAAAGUAUUUCUCCUCUCCAUGUUUAAUAAUGUAGAACCAUUCUGGAAAUAUAAACAAACGUUCCCCAUCGAUGGCGGUGCGAUGAAGGAGAAAAAAAAAACUAGGUCAACACACAGAUUCUAACAGUGUGGUGUCAUUGCAAGGUGAGAAAUCUUUUCGACCGGUCAGUGUUUGAGUCAAUGAGAAUAGCGCACGUGUUCUCCAGGUAUUGAAUUUGGCCCCCCUACAACAUCUCCAGCGAAUAUCCUUGAAACUGAACAUCAUCUAUAUGCCCAACUGAACAUCCUCUAUAUGCCCAACUGAACAUCCUCUAUUUGCCCAUUCAUCCGUUGUAACAUCAGUCCGUCUUCGUAUCGGGUCCAUGCUGGACAACGCCUGAUGGCGCCAGGUAUGCCAGCCAGGAUGCUGUAGUGCAGAAACUAUUUGCCUCCAUUCGCUGAAUGGUCUAGCGGACUUUCACCUUUCCGGUGACAAGAGUACCUUUCCCCGAACCUUGUUACUUGGGGGCUAUCUUUUUUUUAAAAAAAAUAUCUCUCGGAAAUGUUCUGCUACCUGUUUUCAUAAACCACGUCCACACUCUACGUAUCACUUAUGCAUUGGGGGGGGGGGGAUAAUACUCUAUCAUGAAUACGUUUGCACUCGUCGAGUAACCCACUUAGACCCACUCCAGCUGCCUAACAUAAAUUCAUUAACACCAAUAGGAACCACUGGCGAGUGCAGCUAUGCACUACUGACUAACUCACAUACGUACGUAUGUGUUCCAUAUGUGAGAGUUUCAUUAUUAUUUUUUUUUUGGUGGCGAAUGUUGUGUAUACAAUGCUUUUUUUACCUUUAAAAAAAAAGAAAAGGGGGGGGGCGAUUAUGUAUUUUCACUGUGCGAGAUGUGUUUUUUUUAAAUGGAGAAUAAGCUGGUAGCCAGUCAGCUUCUCCGACAGCUGUUGAACCCAGGGGAACAUCAAAAUUGAUGUUUCAUUAUUAUUUUUUUUUUGGUGGCGAAUGUUGUGUAUACAAUGCUUUUUUUACCUUUAAAAAAAAAGAAAAGGGGGGGGGGCGAUUAUGUAUUUUCACUGUGCGAGAUGUGUUUUUUUUAAAUGGAGAAUAAGCUGGUAGCCAGUCAGCUUCUCCGACAGCUGUUGAACCCAGGGGAACAUCAAAAUUGACGAUACGGCGUGAUUCCAUGGGCGUCGUAGGAGUUGCCCGAAUUUCCAUUGAGUCAAUGUCAUAACUCUGGGUCUCUAUAUUACCCCCCCCCCCUUUUUCCAAAAAUAAUAUUUUAGGGGUUGUCUACCUUUAGCCUUUUGCGAUUAAAGAGUUUGAAGCCGCAAGGUGGCGGGAGUCUUGAACUUGAGUUUUCCUCCCCUUAACUGAGCCACCAUCCGAGGUUGGCCAGUGCCAUCCAUUCAGAGAGCCGAAGGUGUUUUUGUUGGUUAUUCCUUGUUAUGUAUAUAAAUAUCAAUAACAUAAAGAAGAAAAAGUGUUGUUGAUUUGUUUUGUUUUUUUUUACUGUUAUUUACUGUUAUUUACUGUUAUUUAGCCUGUAAAUCAAAUCAUAAGCGGAUUUUUUUUUUUUUCAUUUUAUUUUCAGACUGAGAAAAAUUGCCGUUGUCAAGUUUUAGAUUUCCCUUUCCACAAAUUUCCACGACACACGGCAAUCAGGAAUUGCUAUAGCUGGAAGCCACUCAUUAUACUAGUAAGUGUCUUUUCAGCCAUGUGUCGUUAGUUUGUUCGUUUUCAUCAAAUAGGCAAGAAAUAGGCAAAAAAUAGGCAACAAAUAGGCAACGAAUGGGCAACAAAUAGGCAACAAGUAGGCAACAAAUAGGCAACAAAAAGGCAACAAAUAGGCAACAAAUAUGCAACAAAUAGGCAACAAAUAGGAAAUCUCUUCUACAGGAGACGCCGAUAAUAUGGACGUCAAAAAUGAGGAUAACCCUAUCAGGAAAAAAAAAUAUGUGGAUCGAGCAUUGUAGCGUGAUCAAAAGUGAAUGCAAUCCUAACUCUAUACAAUAACUAUAUUGCGUUCACAUAAUAUUUCAAAGGCGCCAUCAUGUUAGUGAAACCUUUCACACAAGUCACGUGAUAAACCGUCACCUCAACUUUUACCAGACACUUAUUUACGAAGUGUAUUUUCUUUAUUUAAAAAAAACAGAAAAAACAAUAAACGAAAAAAGUGUUUCAUACAUAUUUACAUUUACAACACUGAUGGGAUCUGAACCACAGUACUGUUGACAUAUUUGGUACGUCAUUUACAACACUGAUGGGAUCUGAACCACAGUACUGUUGACAUAUUUGGUACGUCAUUUACAACACUGAUGGGAUCUGAACCACAGUACUGUUGACAUAUUUGGUACGUCAUUUACAACACUGAUGGGAUUUGAACCACAGUACUCUUGACAUAUUUGGUACGUCAUUUACAACACUGAUGGGAUCUGAACCACAGUACUGUUGACAUAUUUGGUACGUCAUUUACAACACUGAUGGGAUUUGAACCACAGUACUGUUGACAUAUUUGGUACGUCAUUUACAACACUGAUGGGAUUUGAACCACAGUACUGUUGACAUAUUUGGUACGUCAUUUACAACACUGAUGGGAUCUGAACCACAAUACUGUUGACAUAUUUGGUACGUCAUUUACAACACUAAUGGGAUUUGAACCACAGUACUGUUGACAUAUUUGGUACGUCAUUUACAACACUGAUGGGAUUUGAACCACAGUACUCUUGACAUAUUUGGUACGUCAUUUACAACACUGAUGGGAUUUGAACCACAGUACUCUUGACAUAUUUGGUACGUCAUUUACAACACUAAUGGGAUUUGAACCACAGUACUGUUGACAUAUUUGGUACGUCAUUUACAACACUGAUGGGAUUUGAACCACAGUACUCUUGACAUAUUUGGUACGUCAUUUACAACACUGAUGGGAUUUGAACCACAGUACUCUUGACAUAUUUGGUACGUUUUGUUUUAAAACGAGUUUUGUUUUUGCUUUUUUUCCCCCUGGUUUUCCAUCCAAAGAAAUAUAUAAUAAAACUACACUGAAAUUUGUUUAUUUUUUUUUAAAAUGUACUUUACUGAAGAUAACAGCUUUAAAAUGGGAAUCAAAAAUAAAGAUAACUUGAUAAUUGGGACUGCCUCAACUCACCAUUUGUCCAAAUCAUCCUCGUCUUAAUCUCCAUCUAAAAUAUAUCUCUAUCUAUAUCUAAAAUAUUACGCUACGAGAUGGUCUCACUUUUAUUGGCCCACCCUGUAUAUUUUGCAGGCGGCUCUUCAGAGGGUGCGCAAAGUCCUCAUCUACCAAGACAGCUCCAUCCGCUGGCUGCGGUCAGGCUCGGAGCUCAUCCGCCGUGCACAGGACGUGGGCCUGCAGCUGCUGCGUAAUCCGAGGUCGGUGAGGAUCACCAUGCAAACAUUAGAAAAGGUCAGAGGUUAACGCUGUGGCUUUUUAAUAAUUUUCAUUCAUUUUUAUCCGCGCUGCUCUUCUCUAAGCAGUAAGUCACGUGAAAUUAAAAACACAUGCGAAUUUUUAAUUUUAAAGUAAUCUUUAAAAAACAGAAAAUAGAAUCAUUAUUUUGUAUAUAAUCCAUCCAUCCAUCCAUCAAUCCACCCCUGUGGCGCUACGCCCAUGUAGGGAUUUGACCUGCCUCACCACUUCCUUCCACUCAGACCAUCCAUCCCUGUGGCGCUACAGCUCAUUCACGGCUUUGGCCUGCCUUACUACUUCCUUCCACUCAGACCAUCCAUCCCUGUGGUGCUACAGCUCAUUCACGGCUUUGGCAUGCCUCACCACUUCCUUCCACUCAGACCUAACUAAUGCUUUUCUUUUCCAUGCUUGGAUCCCCAGCUGUUGUAAAUCUUUUUCCACAUCCAACCAACAAAGCCUCGGUCUGCCUUUGAGGCGUUUUCCUCUGGGAUUUUGGUGAUGCCCCCCCCCCUCUUCACUCCUCUGUCAUUCCGCUUGGGAUCUUGGUUAUAUACUGUCUAACACUAUGUCUUUCAAUAAUCAUAUCUCUCAUACACCGCCAUUCGUCAGAUAAGCUCCAUCCACCAAUAUUUUAUAGUUGAUGCAACAAAAACCCUAGUCUGUGCUCUUGUUCUCUCUUGUCUUGACUAUUGUAAUUCUCCUCUAUCAGGUUCACCAAAACAUUUCUUAGAAAAAUUACAAAAGGUUCAAAACUCAGCCGCUAGGCUAAUUCUAAAGGCAAAAAAACGUGAUCACAUCACACCACUACUUCAUUCACAUCAUUUGCUUCCUGUACAAGCACGUAUUGACUACAAACUAUCUGUUCUCUGCCACAACUUUUUCUCGAAUUCCUCCCCUUCCUAUCUAACCGAACUUCUCUCUGUCUAUUCACUCCUUCAACAGCUUUGCUCCUCCACAGACGCGCGUAUUCUUUCUGUCCCCAAGACUCGCACAAAAACAUACGGUGAACGAUCGUUCUCUUUCUGUGCACCCAAACAAUGGAAUUCUCUUCCAUUACACAUCCGCAAUAUACCGACCAUCACAACCUUCAAAACUGCACUCAUUACACAUCUAUUUAAUCUCUACUAUCCUGACUGAUUCCCACCUCUGACCGUAAAACGAUGGUACUGAGUGUCGUCCAUGGCUUGACUGAGUGUCGUCCAUGGCUUGACUGAGUGUCGUCCAUGGCUUGACUGAGUGUCGUCCAUGGCUUGACUGAGUGUCGUCCAUGGCUUGACUGAGUGUCGUCUAUGGCUUGACUGAGUGCCGUCCAUGGCUUGACUGAGUGUCGUCCAUGGCUUGACAGAGUGUCGUCCAUGGCUUGACUGAGUGUCGUCCAUGGCUUGACUGAGUGUCGUCCAUGGUUGACUGAGUGUCGUCCAUGGCUUGACUGAGUGUCGUCCAUGGCUUGACUGAGUGUCGUCCAUGGCUUGACUGAGUGUCGUCCAUGGCUUGACUGAGUGUCGUCCAUGGCUUGAGAUGGAAAUAGUCUUAUAUAUACAUUUGUUUUGUUUUAUUUAAUUAAUGUCAAUUAAUUAUUUCAGAUUUUAUUAUGUUUGUUAAAUUGUAUGUACAGCGUGGUGAGCCCAGCCCUAGGCUACCACGCUAUAUAAAACCACGUAAAAUAACAAUAAGCUAAUAAUUUGGUGUCCUGCCCAGAGUAGCCAACCCUUUUUUCUGGUAGUCUGGGAUACAGAUAUAGACUGUAAAAUUCCUGGUUGGUUCCUAGUCUCCGUGGAUAUUCAUCAUUUGUUGGUCCAAAUAUUUGUCGGAGAACUUUUCUCUCUCAUGUGAUUAAGAGGUUCUCUGCCGUUUAUUUGUUGUUGUUUUUUUUUAUUUUGUCAGGGUCCAAGUUUCACAUGCGUAUGUUACAACUCAUCCGCUUACAGUUUUAUAAAUAUUUGUCUUUGUUUCUAUUGUAAUGUUUUUAGUUUUUAGUAUUUUCUGACUACCAAAGUAUGUCCUGUUUCCGGCUGAUAUUCUUUCUUUUAUUUCUGUUAGUGAUCUGUUUCUUUCGUUUAAUAAAGAUCCUAUGCAUGUGAAGUGAUUUACUUUUUCAAAAGUCUGGUUUCUAAGUGUAAUGGCUUCAUCUAUCUGUUGUUCUCUUAUCAUUGUCAUUAUUUUUUUUUAAUUUGUUGUUGUUUUUCUAUAUAAUCCACUCAUAUUUGAUUAAGGUAUUUGAUAACCGUUUAUCAACGCUGAUGACAUUAAUUAACUUAAUGUUUGAUUAUAAUCUACGUUCACAUCAUUACUUCACUUGAUCAUCAUUAAUCGUUUAAUGCCAAUACACAACUUUAAUGUCAUUGAUUUCUCGUCCAUCAGACUUUUGAUUACUUCGAAGAAAAACCGUGUGCAUUUUCGGGGUUUCCCGAACUCCACUCGGGAUUUUCACUGUUCAAGCCGGAGGCUUUUGCUGUUGACACCAUCCUGAAGCCAUGGGCCAGGUGUGCACUAGAGGCGUCCUGUAUGUGCCCGGUGUUUCCUAAGGUGGUGAUAGGAUGUCCUAAAACAUUGAAGGAUCACAGGUGCCACAGGUACGGUGCUAUCGUAUUAGCUGAUGUAGUCAUACAUGGAUGUGUUUAAAUGAUAUGUUUUAAACGAUGUGUUUUAAAUGAUAUGUUUUAAAUGCAUUUUAAAGCCAACGAGGGUAUAGUUUUGUGUUAAAUUUUAUUUUUAAAAAAAAUAAGUCGUCCUGGAUACAAUAAGUUACAUGACUUCAUUUAGCUCUUUAUUAUGUUUUAAUACAAUGCUUCUCAAAGUGUGGUACGCUUACCCCUGAGGGUACAGGAAGAGUUUGGUUGGGGGUACGCACUGCAAAGGAAAAUAUUUUUUUAAAAGUAUAUGCAAAUAUUUUUUUUUACGAGGGGUACACAGUGUUACGAAAAUUAUAGACAGGGGUACACAGAUGACGAAAGUUUGGGAAUCACUGUUUUAAUGCCUACUUUAGGUAUAAAUAAAAUGCCCCAUUUCAGAGAUCCUCUUUUAUUUUCAUUGAUUAAAAUCUAUUUAUUUGGCACAAGUGAAUACAUUUUAAAAGUCCAAUAAGUCUUUAAAUCAUGUAGGUUCUUUUUUUUUUUUUUUUACUUGGCCGAGCUUGAAUAUUAACCUUCAUGGGGAUGGGACCCAAAGUCAAUGUUUACAAGAGUUUUUAUAAUCUCGAUUUCGUAUGGGGGCACAAUUUUUUUAAAAAAGUUUUAUUGAUAAUAGAGCUUAGUGUUUUCGAAAGGGCCCAAGGUUUACGUGUAUGCUGAUAAGAUUUCUUCUUUUUUUUUCUAAAUUCCAACUCAAGAAACGCCGGGUAAAUUGGCUAGUAUACAAAAAAUAGAAUAUGAUAACAGCAAGAUGCGGAAGUCUGUUUAAAAAAAUAUUUGUUUUUUUUUUUUUUUUUUUUUCCCCACAGAUUCGACCAAUCCUGCCUUAGUAUAAUCACAGGGAAACUCUUCAAUGAACAUCUUUACAAAUUCACCGUCCCCAGCUCACGAUUCAUCGACAUCAAAAGAUUUGCAGACCAUCCGGAUUACUUUAAUUCAACGUGACGUUUAGAAUAUCAAAUACGGUGUUGAAUUUCUUUUUUCUUCACUAAUGUUUUGCUGUUGUUGAGUGAACAAUAUCUAACCGAGCUGGAUUCACCGAAGCUGAUCGAUUUUGAGAAAUUCAACUGAUUCUGCAGGGGCAAAAUAGUGGCCUGCGAUGGAACAUUUUGGUCGAUUCCCAAGAAAUAUCUAAAUUUAUGGUCCAAAAGAGUUAUGUCACUUGACGCCGUUACUUUGAGGUUGAAUUUUUUUUUAACUUUAAUUUUAUUUAGUUAUAGAUAUGACAGAGUUGGGGUGUUUAAUUUGAUGUUGACCUUGUUUAAUCGGUGUGCUAAUUGUUUUUGUGUUUAUUAAUCUCUGUGCUAUCGGUUUGCGUGUUUAUUAAUCUCUGUAAUAAUGGUUUGCCUGUUUAUUAAUCUCUGUGCUAUUGGUUUGCGUGUUUAUUAAUCUCUGUGCUAUUGGUUUGCGUGUUUAUUAAUCUCUGUGCUAUUGGUUUGCGUGUUUAUUAAUCUCUGUGCUAUUGGUUUGCGUGUUUAUUAAUCUCUGUGC